CGGGAUGCGAUGCACUCUGUAGAGGGCUUCUGGUAGCUGUAGACGCAGCGACGUAAAGCUAGUUUUAUUAUUCCAGUUUUAAUUGCGAGUCGGAGGAGAACCAUUUUACAGGCGUUUGUUUAAGAGCGUUAUGUGUCCCCGGUGUUAACGUAGAGUCGACCGUCCGCCGUUGAAAUGAAGAAAAAGAGCUCCGAGAAAAAACGCCAUGUGGUGGCAUGGACCAACAAAGCUGAGUGGGACCAGGUUCUGGAGUAUCUGUACUCGAAGGACUCCGCCUUGCAGAGGUACGCCCUGCAGAGGAUAUCGGCGUGGAAAGGCCGGUAUGCCAACAGCACCCCUGUGGCAGUGGACUGCACAGCGGACCUGGUCAGGUGCCAGGUGCUGGACCGGUCCGGACAGCUGGACGGGGAUGAUCUGGUCUUGCUUUAUGGAGCAGGACUGGUGAGGUUCGUCAAUCUGAUCACGGAGCGACAGCAGGGCAGAACAGCCCGCCCACUGAGGCGGCUGGCUGGGAACUUAAACAUCCCAGAGUGGGUCGUGGACCUGAGGCACGACUUCACACACAGGAAGCUUCCUUCCUUGAAAUGGUGUCGAAAGGGAUGCAAGGUGGUCCUAGAGUGGCUCCAGCAGGAGUACUGGUCCAGGCAGUUGGGAGGUGGGCCUAAUGAGGACUGGGAGUCGGAGUCGGAUGGAGAAGAGGAAGAGAGUGACCUAAAACGCCAAGAGGACGAGCUCCUUGCCAGGCAGAAAGAAAUGGAGGCCUACAAGAAUGCACGCGAACUUCUGAUAUCUUUUGAAAAGGAGCAGUACCAGGCUUUUAACGGGCUUCCUGAAGACAAAGAGAAGAACUUGUGGCCCGCCCCCUUUGCAGACAUGAGCUGGCUACUAGGGGAGAUCAAGCAGUUCGCUUUGCAGUCAAGUAAUCUGCUGGUUGAUGUCCUGCUGGAGGACGGGUUUCUAGUUCCUACUGUGGAGCAACUGGAGACGUUAGGCUGCGAUCCGUCUGACAACGCCAGUCCCACUGAACCCAGGCUCGCUCAAACCUUCCUGCGUUUUUGGCUGCCCCUGCUCAAGAUGCUCAACUCACCUGCUUUUAUUCAUCUUCUUCUGGAGAAGCUGUUUGGUGAAUUGAAAGUGCUCACCAAAGAGCAGAAUCAUCACAGGGCUUUCUAUCUUUCUGGUUGGAUUGCAGAGAUCAUCCUCUGUAACGGCAACAAAUUUGAAUACCAUUUUGAAACAAAGGGACAGAAGAAGGCCAGAAUGAAGGACAGGGUCUUUGUAAACCGCAUCCAGCUGAGGUGGCAGCAGCUGCUCUCAGCGUGCCUGGAUGCUCCCUGCAUCUGCACGCCUCAUUUGCUCCAGUUAAUCCUGGACGACAUGGAGCAUCCUCUCCCUCUGGAAACCCGACAGAGGCUGUUCCAGCUCUGCUCCAUCUACACACAGUCUUCCCAUUCAGAAUGCGAUUCUUCUCCGGCCCUGACUCAGCAGCCCAUAUACACGCUGGAGAGUCUGCACGAGAAGCUGCAGCGGUCUCGCCGCCGCUCCGCGGCUGCAGCGGAGAGGAGCGAGUCCUCCCAGGAGUACAGUUGGGCAGAUACUCACGCCGAAAAAGCCAGAUUGCUCAGAGGUUCUCCGUGGCAGCUGUGCAGCGACAAGGUUUUGUGGAAGAACUAUCCUCUUGGUAAAGUCCCUGGACAGUCCGAUGACCCCUCUUGCCUCAUGGUGGAGAACUACUCCACCAUGACUGUGUUUGACCAGCCGGUGGAGUUGGAGAGCAACACAACGCACAACGUCACAGGAGCCCCAGUGAGAACAGCUGAUGGCCUUCUGUGGAACCACAGUGAUGUUAACAAGCUCAAAUCCGGACUGCAACUUUUUUGAGUUGUGAAAUAUAGUCCUUUUAGCCUCUGACACAUUGUUGAACUUAUGGAAAAAAAUGGAAACAAAAUGUUCAAAAUAUGUUCACUUCAAUACUUAACGGUUUGUUGCAGGAUAACUGAUGUGUCAAGCAGCGUGCGGGUCAUUUAUCAUUUAUCUUAAUGCCAGACAUAACUGGUUACAGCAUCUUUAAAGUGAGGAUUUGCUGUUUUUUUUUUGUUGACUAUUGUUUAGGAGAGCAACUAAUAAUUAGUUUUUAGUACAAAGUCUUUUCUCGAUUAAUAAAAUGUCAGAAACCACUGAAAAUGGCCAUUAUAAUAUCCCAGAGCCCACGCUGACAUUUAAAAAAAUAAAAUAAGAAUUCAUGUUUCUGACAUUUUGCAGACCAAACAAUUCAUAAGUUAAUUUAAAAUAAAAACUAAUUAUUUGCAGCCCUAAUGUAAAGCAUUUGCAAAUCUCCUCAUGUUGUAUUAGGAAAUAUGUUCGGUAUUAGACAAUGUCACGAUUCAAUUCAAAAUCGAUAUUUAUUAUAGUCAAAAACGAUUCUCAAAAAAAAAAAAAAUCACAGUAUGUACUUGUUACUUUUCCCAUGUGAUUAUUAUUAUACACCAUUUCAAAACUAAAUUUAAAAAAAUAUAUAUAUUUAUGAAUCGAUUUUGAAACGAUAGAGCUUGAUUUUGUUUUGGUUUUUUUGCACACCUCCUAUGUUAUAUGCUGUCUCAAUAUUUCCAACUGGUGAAACGUGCCGAGAUUUAACACGUCUUAUGAAACAUCAUAUACUGCACGUGACAAGGGAAGAAUGUGGGGUGGAGUUUGGAUAUGGUUGAUUCAUUAUGAUGGUGUACAGUUUAAAUUUCUUUCACCAGUCAUGCAAGUGAACUUCCGCUGUUCAUACGUCACCGUCGUCGGCCCCUACCAAGUGUUUUGGAGUCGGUGCCUUUCAGUUGAAAACCUUUUGUAGAGAGGGUAUUGUUGUAAACACAAGGUAGUUUUUUUGUUAUACUUUUUCUUCUGCGCACUCAUGUUCAAUAAAA
Messenger RNA from Etheostoma spectabile (orangethroat darter), 2912 nucleotides. RefSeq names its product LAS1 like ribosome biogenesis factor (gene las1l). The record is from RefSeq and is a predicted model, not a curated record. The transcript has a single exon. Bases 175 to 1881 code for a protein of 568 amino acids. Gene Ontology annotation, molecular function: endonuclease activity. Gene Ontology annotation, cellular component: Las1 complex; preribosome, large subunit precursor. NCBI's taxonomy places the organism in Eukaryota, Metazoa, Chordata, Actinopteri, Perciformes, Percidae. Gene Ontology annotation, biological process: maturation of 5.8S rRNA; maturation of LSU-rRNA.